GUUUUUUUAUUAUCACUUCACUUCUUUAAACAAGUUUUAAAUUUCUUGUUAAUUGACUGCUCGUCUCUGAUCAUGUCUUCUUUCGCACCAACAAGCGCCGAUAAAAAAUCAAUUUGCUCUGAGAGCUAUGAUAAACCCGAUGCAGUCUUCUUCCCUGGUAUUGAAAAAAUACCAUUCCAACCUGAUGCUGGACCUGCUGAAACUAUGGUGUUUAAACACUACAACCCAACAAAGGUUGUUUAUGGAAAAACAAUGGAAGAGUGGCUGAGGUUUUCUGUCUGCUUCUGGCACACAUUUCGUGGAACAGGAGCGGAUCCUUUUGGAUUUCCAACCUUAUUCCGACCAUGGGAUGACAACAGCAACACAAUAGCAAACGCUAAGCGAAGAUUAAGGGCAGCGUUCGAAUUUUUCAGCAAGCUGGGAAUAAAACACUGGUGUUUCCAUGACAGAGACAUUGCUCCUGAAGGUUCUACUUUGGAGGAAACAAAUAAAAACUUAGAUGAGCUAACAGAUCUUGCUCAGGAACUUCAGAAAAAAACCGGUGUGAAACUGCUCUGGGCUACAUGCAACUUGUUUGCGCAUCCACGGUAUAUGACUGGUGCAAGCACUAGUCCCAAUGCCCAUGUUUUUGCUUAUGCUGCUGCUCAAGUGAAAAAAGGAUUAGAAAUUGCCAAGAAGCUGGGAGCUGAAAACUUUGUAUUCUGGGGUGGACGAGAAGGAUUCCAGACAUUACUCAACACUAAUAUUCUUGCUGAACUGACACACAUGGCAAAUUUCUUCAAAAUGGCUGUUGCUUACAAGGAAAAAAUAGGCCUAAAAUGCCAGUUUCUUUUGGAGCCUAAACCUAAGGAACCAACUUCACACCAAUAUGAUUAUGAUGCCAUGACUGUGAUAGCAUUUUUGAAGCAUUUUGGAUUGGAAAAACAUUUUAAGCUCAACAUUGAACCAAAUCACACAACAUUAGCCGGACAUUGUUACGAUCAUGAUGUUGCCAUGGCUUCAUCUUUUGGUAUGCUGGGCUCAAUUGAUUCCAACACAGGAUCCCCUGAACUUGGUUGGGAUACAGAUGAAUUUCCAAUGGAUGUUAAAAACACAGCAUUUGUUAUGAAAACAGUCUUGCAGCAAGGUGGACUCCAGCCUGGAGGUCUGAACUUUGAUUGUAAAGUACGCCGAGAGUCGACACAUUUGAAUGAUAUGUUCAUUUCUCACAUUGGAGCCAUGGAUACAUUUGCUCAAGGUUUAUUAGUGGCUGCCAAAAUUCUGUCUGAUGGUGUUAUUCCCGCUGCAGUUAAGGAACGCUACAGUUCUUUCGAUUCUGGGAUUGGGAAAAAAAUCACUGAUGGUAACACAAGUUUUGAGGAAUUGGAAGAAUACAUCAUGUCACAUGGUGAGCCAACAGUCAGUUCUGGACAGCAGGAACAUUACCAAAGCAUGGUGAACCAUUAUUUGAAGAUUAAACAGUAAUAUGUUUCCAUACAAAGUGGAGCAGUUUUUUUCUCCCUGGAAUGCACUUCAAAAACAAGAAAUAAUGUUAAAUAACAAAACAAAACAAAACAGUUUCUGUUUAUCUGUAAGCAAAUGUAAACUUUAUAUGUGGUAGAAACACAGGAAAAGUUAGCAAUAACAAUAUGAAAAUAUACUGAUAAAUUUUUUUUUGUUUUUCAAAAUUUUCCUUGGAAUGUCUUUUGUGUUUAUUUCUUUUAUUAUUUGAAAUGCUUCAUCUAAACUAUAAUUUACUGAGUAAUUAGGGCUGCUAAUUGGGUAAAAAUUGUGUCGAAUUUUCUUGUUUUUUUUGUAUCUUCGCAUUUUCUGUAUUCAAUUUUUAAUAUUUUGACACCAUUUUAAGAGCAGUGGGCUGGCAGAAUAAUUAAAGCAUUGGGAAGAAUGUGUUGUAGUGUUUGUUCUGCCCUUUUACAAUCCAAGUUCAAAACCUCAUCAUGGUCGGCUUUGACUUUCAUUUCUGGGGGCAAUAAACUAAAGAGACAGGCUAGUACUGGAGUUAUGCAAUUGACUAACUUCUCCAGCUUAAAAUUGCUGACCUCCUGCCUAAAUUAAAAACAAUUUUGUGUUUUAAUCAUUAUAUUCUGAAGCAGACUUCAUGUAUUUUUAUUAAAUAUUUUUGUAAACAUAUGCAAGUAUCCUUUUGAGCUCAGAACCUUUAUUUCUCAUAUAGACCAUUUGAAUGCCAUUGAUUUACAUUACUAUUCCAAAUAUUUAAAUAUUUUUCAAAUAUAUGAAGUUUUAAUAAUAAUAAUAAUAAGAAGAAUUGGUACUUGGGUGUUAAGUAUCAUAGAAGGAAACCCUGUGAGACCUUUGACAACAGGUUGCUGUCUGCUCUUAGAGAAUUAGCUGGAGCAAGUAAAAUCAAGAGCUCUGAGAAG
This is a messenger RNA of Octopus sinensis (East Asian common octopus), 2381 nucleotides long. RefSeq names its product xylose isomerase. Lineage: Eukaryota; Metazoa; Mollusca; Cephalopoda; Octopoda; Octopodidae. The coding region runs from base 73 to 1464 and encodes 463 amino acids. The transcript is spliced from 15 exons. The record is from RefSeq and is a predicted model, not a curated record. Gene Ontology annotation, biological process: carbohydrate metabolic process. Gene Ontology annotation, molecular function: xylose isomerase activity.